Molecule: messenger RNA, 279 nt
Organism: Dromiciops gliroides (monito del monte)
Lineage: Eukaryota; Metazoa; Chordata; Mammalia; Microbiotheria; Microbiotheriidae
Product: 60S ribosomal protein L30-like
Exons: 1
Coding region: 1-279 (92 amino acids)
Cellular component (GO): cytosolic large ribosomal subunit
Molecular function (GO): RNA binding; structural constituent of ribosome
Source: RefSeq, a predicted model, not a curated record
AUGGUGGCCGCAAAGAAGAUGAAAAAGUCCAUCAGUUCGAGGCUCCAGCUGGUGAUGAAAAGCGGCAAAUACGUGCUAGGCUACAAAGAGACCCUGAAAAUGAUCAGACAAGGCAAAACCAAGUUGGUCAUCUUGGCCAACACCUGCCCAGCCUUGAGGAAAUCAGAGAUUGAAUAUUACACUAUGUUGGCCAAAACUGGCGUCCAUCGCUCCAGUGGCAACAAUAUUGAAGUGGGUACAGCAUGUGGGAAGUACUACAGAGUUUGUACGCUGAGGUGA